AUGAAUCAAAUUUUUUUAUCUGCACAAAACGGAAAAAGUAAAUUUUGCUUGCAAGAACUUUGUAAUUUGUGUUGGAAAGUUUAUAUUAUUUAUAUUAAAUUAAAAAAUAAAAGUAAUAUAUAUCUAUAAUUUAAAAAGCAAAUAUAAAUAUUGUGAACAAAAAUUUCUAUAAUCUCAUGUUAUAAUAUUAUAUGUUGUGCUGUAAGAAAACAGGAUGUCUUUCCCAAGUAAAGAAGAUCGUAUAAGAUGUUGGUCUCACAGGGAUGAAUACUGGAAAUGUCUUGAUGAUGGUAAAACAGAAGUAGAAUGUAAAAAAUUUAGAGAACAGUAUGAAAAGUUUUGUCCUGCAUUAUGGGUAAAACACUUUGAUCGUAAACGAGAGUACUUGAAAUUCAAAGAGCAGCUAGAACAAGGGGGGACAUGCGGCCUUGAUGGAGACAAAACAAACAAGUCAGAUGCAACAGCACAUACCUCAAAAGCAGUUUUUAAUUUUCAAACAACAAAUACAAACACGUAUGAUUAGGGAAUAAAAAUAUAUAUAAUAUAUAUAAUUAUUAAAUUGAAUCUUCUGUUACUAAAUUGCAAUAGCGAAAUGUGUACAAAAAAUAUGGAAUUGAAUCAUGUAAUCAAAGAAUUGCAAACACAUA
Molecule: messenger RNA, 647 nt
Organism: Frieseomelitta varia
Lineage: Eukaryota; Metazoa; Arthropoda; Insecta; Hymenoptera; Apidae
Product: cytochrome c oxidase assembly factor 6 homolog
Exons: 4
Coding region: 215-523 (102 amino acids)
Biological process (GO): respiratory chain complex IV assembly
Cellular component (GO): respiratory chain complex IV; mitochondrion
Source: RefSeq, a predicted model, not a curated record